UCUUGAAGCGGGCAUGGACUUGACCAUGGACCUUGUGGAUCGUUUCCUCGCCGAGCUCCAGGACGGUGAUUGUGCAGCGACCAAGCCGUACUGCCGCAUCCUUCCGGCAUCGGUGUUGUCGUCGCUCAUGGAAUCUGGCGCGCCGCUGCCAUCGCCAGCAGCGUACCUGGACCUUCUCUCGACCGAGAUUGUCGUGCUGCCACUCCUUCAAGGAGACCACUGGAGCGUGACCAUGGUCUUCCGUCUCAAUACAGCUGCGACCGAGCCGGCAACGAUUGCAUUUCUCGACACGUUCGACAGUCGGCACCACGAGCGCACGAUUCACGCCCAAGUGCGCACGUUUCUGUCAAAUGUGCAUCGCGAGAGCCGUCCGCGCAGGCGGCAGCCGCUGAACGUGAGUGAGGUCUACGUCAAGGUGCCAUUUCUGCGCGACCCCAAUGACAGUGGCAUCUCGGUGCUGCUCAACGUGCAGACCACCCUCGUCGAGUACAGCGAAACACGAUCGGCACGCGAGCGUCUCCGCAUUCCAUCGUCAGGCAUCAAUUUAGAUGGAUUGUACCAUCGGUUUUGUGAUGUGGCAGAAAUGGUCCCAGAUAAACGCGACGCGAUGCUGCGGACGCUCCGAUGCCUUUAA
Molecule: messenger RNA, 634 nt
Organism: Saprolegnia parasitica CBS 223.65
Lineage: Eukaryota; Oomycota; Saprolegniomycetes; Saprolegniales; Saprolegniaceae
Exons: 3
Coding region: 14-634 (206 amino acids)
Biological process (GO): proteolysis
Molecular function (GO): cysteine-type peptidase activity
Source: RefSeq, a predicted model, not a curated record